GUUAGUGAUCGCUGUAGCAUGGCUUGGAUGUUAGAGGUUGCGCGCUUGCCCCUCCCGGGCGGAGGUGAAGUGUAAUAAACGGUGAAGUACUUCCUGGCCAUAGGGCACCUGAAGCCGCGUAGUCUCCGCGACGAGAAAUUGGAGAACCUGAUCCGCAGGCGAAUCCAGCCUAGCUAACGGAGCAGGCGGUGCGCCACCCUCCGGUUUGGCGGGCGGCUUGGAAAACGCAGAGGAGUCGGUGUAUCUGUGGCACGGCAGUGGGUAGCUCCCUGACGGUUCCUGCAAAAAACGUCCUGGAGCCCUCCGCCGCUUGAGCAGAGGUUGCAUGCCAGCCAGUGCACUCUCCCUUUCCUUUGCACCCACGUGCAGUCCCGGACUGGAGAAGGGACAGCGGUUGCUUUGAGUUCUCAACCCCUAUUUCAUUCUAUCUUACGGUGCACAACUUAAUGAGAGGUGAUUCCUGAUCAGCUGGGAACUCGAGGAUCUAAAAGGGGCCAUAGGAAAUGAUCUACAGUAUAAAAUCCAGAAGCAGAACUUGAAGGAUUAACUACUGACCCAUUUCCCAGAAUGUUUCAUGUACUUUGAGGACCAAAAGAUGGAGUUGGUUUUUAUCUUUAAAAACAUAUUGUCAAUGAUCUGAUACAACUAUCACUCGAUGAAGAUGCAUGGACCUGUCUUUUGGUUGGACUAGUGGUCAUUUAUGACAGUUUCUUCAACCAGUUUCUAUUUGAAAAUUCAAACAUCAAAGAAUAUUGGGUUAAACAUGGCAUAAUGUUGUGAAGACUACAGAUUUCAUAAAGACUACAAUUGGAUUCCAGGAAUAUUCUCCAAUCAAAGUGAUUGAUAUCAAUCUUUUGAUAACUUAAUUUUGAAGAAUUUUAUAUUAACAAACAACUUCAAAAGAUGGAAGAAAAAAAUGGUGAUGCAAAAACUUUCUGGAUGGAACUGGAAGAUGAUGGAAAAGUGGACUUUGUAUUUGAAAAAGUGCAAAAUGUGCUACAGUCACUUAAGCAGAAGAUCAAAAAUAGGUCUGCCACAAAUAAAGAAUAUAUACAAGCAAUGAUUUUAGUGAAUGAAGCCACUAUAAGUAACAAUUCAACAUUAAUAGAGGAUCAUAAGUCUGUGACUUGGAAUGAACUAGAAAACAAAUCAGAUGCAUUUUCCUCUACAUCAUAUGAAAACUUCUUCUCACCAGCCUGUACAUUUCUAUCUACAGAAAAUAAGGAAAUUCUCCCUCUGGAAAAUAAAGUUAUAGACUUUAGGGGGGAAAAGUCAUCUUUGAAUUUAUCUUAUCAAAGUCAUGGUUGUUCUGGUGCCUGUCUGAUGAAAACACCACCACCUUUCAAGGGAGAAAACCCUCUACAGCUACCAAUCAAGUGUCACUUCCAAAGACGACAUGCAAAGACAAAUUCUCAUUCUUCAGCACUCCAUGUGAGUUAUAAAACUCCUUGUGGAAGAAGUCUACGAAAUGUGGAAGAAGUCUUUCGUUACCUACUUGAAACAGAGUGUAACUUUUUAUUUACAGACAACUUUUCUUUCAAUACCUAUGUUCAGUUGACUCGGAAUUACCCAAAGCAAGAAGAAAAUGUUUCUGAUGUGGAUAUUAGCAAUGGAGUGGAAUCAGUACCUAUUUCUUUCUGUAAUGAAAUUGAUAGUAGAAAGCUUCCACAAUUUAAGUACAGAAAGACUAUAUGGCCACGAACAUAUUAUUUAAACAACUUUUCCGACAUGUUCACUGAUUCGUGUGACUGUUCUGAAGGCUGCAUAGACAUAACAAAAUGUGCAUGUCUCCAGCUGACAGCAAGGAAUGCCAAAAGUUGUCCUUUGUUAAGUAAUAAAAUUACCACUGGAUAUAAGUAUAAAAGGCUACAGAGACAAAUACCUACUGGCAUUUAUGAAUGCAGCUUAAUGUGCAAGUGUAAUCGACAAAUGUGUCAAAACCGAGUUGUCCAACAUGGUCCUCAAGUGAGGCUACAGGUGUUCAAAACUGAGAAGAAGGGAUGGGGUGUACGCUGCUUAGAUGACAUCGACAGAGGGACGUUUGUUUGCAUCUAUUCAGGAAGAUUGCUAAAGAGAGUCAAUCCUCAGAAACCUAAUGCUGUUGAUGAAAAUGGAAAAGAAGAGGAUGUUAUGAAAAAUAUAUUUUCAAAAAAGAGAAAAAUGGAAGUUGCGUGUUCAGAUUGUGAGGUUGAAGUUAUCACAUUAGAAUUGGAAAAGCGACCUAAAAGUGCUGAAACUGAGGAAUAUCUACCUAAGUUUAGUAGUAAUUCAAACAAGCCCAUUAUAGAGAUGAACUAUAACAACAUCUCAAGAACUCAGUAUCAUUCAGUUAUUAGAAGUCCUAAAUCCAAGACAGCCAUUUUUUCACACAAUGGGAAAAAGAGAUUUGUUUCCUUAGAGUCUGCCACCUCAGAAGAUAAUGAUGGAUUUAAACCAGCCCAAGCACAUGUGAACUCUAAAACCAGGGGAGCACAAAAGAACUCAAGAUUCAACCAAAUUGAAGAUUCUGAGGACAAUCAGCUGAUUGAAUCAGAUGUAAUAGAUAUGACUACAUGUAGAGAAGAAACUCUGCCAGGGGGCAGAUGUGACCAGGCAACCACAUUGGAUAAUGAAAAUGUUAAAGAGUUUGAGGUUCAAAUAAAAAAGCCCCAAGAGGAAGAAUCUCCAGUGUGUAAAAACCAGCAGGUUUAUCAUGAUGAAGAGUUGACAAGUGAUACCAAGAAUACUUCAUCUGAUUCUCUAAUGAAGUCCAGUAAAAGCAAUGUUUUUUUACUGGAUGCCACAAAAGAAGGAAAUGUGGGCCGUUUCCUUAAUCAUAGUUGUUGCCCAAAUCUCUUGGUACAGAAUGUUUUUGUAGAAACACGUGACAGAAAUUUUCCAUUGGUGGCAUUCUUCACCAACAGGUAUGUGAAAGCAAGAACAGAACUAACGUGGGAUUAUGGUUAUGAAGCUGGGACUAUGCCUGACAAAGAAAUACUCUGUCAAUGUAUCUUUCAGGUUGCAGAAAAGAUGGAAAAAAGGACAUGUGCACUCUGCCCCAAAGAUCUCGAGUAUAGUGUCCUGUACUUUGCACAAUCAGAGAAUAUAGCUGCUCAUGAAUGUUGUUUGCUGUAUUCUUCAGCCCUUGUGGAAUGUGAGGAUCAUGAUCCACAUAAUUGUGAUAGAAAUUUUGAUGUGGAAUCAGUAAAGAAAGAAAUCCAGAGAGGAAGAAAGUUGAAAUGCACAUUGUGUCAUGAAAGAGGAGCCACCGUGGGAUGUGACUUAAAAACUUGUGCCAAGAACUACCACUUUUUCUGUGCCAGAAAGGACAACGCAUUUCCACAGGCUGAUGGAGCUCGAGGGAUUUAUAAGGUGUUAUGCCAACAUCAUGCUCCCAGAUCACCAACCAAUGCUCAGAGUGCUGAUGGAGUAAAAAGAAAACGAGGAAGGAAGAAAAGACUCCCAACAGGCAUUCAUGUACCGCAACCCGAGACGACAACGUUCAAUAGAUUCAUAAAACCAAUGAAAGAAAAGAACAGCGGCUACCCAGAUGCAAUUGUGAAAACACCUUUUCUUAAGAAAUGUAAGGAAGCAGGACUUCUUAAUGACUUAUUUGAAGAAAUAUUAGAUAAACUUCAUUUGAUUCAAGAAAGACUCAUGGAUGAAACUACUUCAGAAUCAGAGUAUGAAGAAAUUGGGACUUCACUUUUUGACUGUAGAUUGUUUGAAGACACAUUUGUAAAUUUUCAAGCAGCAAUAGAGAAUAAAAUUCAUGAAUCUGAAGAAAUGCGGCAGCAGCUGAAGGAAGACAUUGAGCUACUUCAGGAUUUAAAACAAACCUUGUGCUCUUUUCAAGAAAACAGAGACCUCAGGUCAAGUUCCACUUCAGAAUCCUGUCUGUCUUCCUAAAGACCACCAUUUCUUAAGCCAGUGGUCACGUGAAACUGCAAGUAGCCCCUAAACCAGAAACCCAGCCCAAGAGCCACACACCUUCAGCCCAUCCCUCUCUGGGGCCCAGACUAUAUCCCCACCAGCUCUUAAGCUCUUGCUGAUUGGCUUUUUGCCCACUGGAUGGGACUCAUAACAGUUUUCCACUUAUACUGAGAUUACUUUUCCUUCAUACUACUUCCUAGUUUAGCUACAUCUCACUUCACACCAUGAGAGUAUAGGAUCUCUGAUAGCAGAAAUGAUUUCUGUGGUUUCUCACCAUUAUCCUGCUGUUUUGCUCACUGUCAUAUUCCCAGCACUUAGUCUGCUCAAGAAACAUUGGUACAAUAAAUGCAUCAAAAUCCAUAAUUUUUGAGACUAGUUUCAGCCCAUAAUGGCUCUCAGAUAGUAAUAGAUAUGUAUGUACCACUUAUACCAGAUUUACCUGUCUUCAUGUCAGUCUGCUUUUUAGAAAUCUCUUUUCAGCCAGUUAUUAUAUGACCAUUUUAUCAUCUCCUUUUAAAUUUGUUCUUUUUAGUUAUUCGUGACAGUAGCAUAUAUUUUGACAUAUCACACAUACAUGGAGUGUAACUGCCAUUCUUGUGGUUGUGCAUGAUGUGGAGUCAUACUCGUCGUGUAUUCACAUGUGAACAUAGGAAAGUUAUGUCCAGUUCAUUCUACUGUCUUUCCCAUUCCCAUCCUUCCCUCUUCCCCCAUUCCCCCCUGACCAUUUAUCAUUUUUGAAACACCAAAAUCUAUAAAGUGAGGCUAUUACUAAGAACAGAAGUGGGAAUAUAUAAGAAUGAAGAAAAAUAAUAGUUAAAAAGUUUUUUUCAGUCUAACAAUACACAAUUCAGAUUUUUGUGCCCAUACCACCACUGACUGCUGUCAUUCUCCCAUUUAUGGUUCUAAAUCCCCUGACCUUUUUUGGGGAGGAUGGUGUGGGGGGCAAAUACUGGGCUAAUGCAUGCUGGACAAGCAGUCUAGCUCAGAGUCACAGCCCCAGUUCCCUACACACACACACACACACACACCGUUUUUUUUUCUGAGACAGUCUUGCAAAAUUUACCCAGGCUGACCUUGAAUCUGCAAUCCUCCCACCUCAGCCUCCCAGGUGGCUGGGAUUACAGGUGUGUGCCAUCACACCGGACUGAAGUUCUCUGAAUCACUACAAUGCUGCAUGUCAAAAUGGGUUUGAAUGGAGUCCCCUAAGCAUAAGUAAUCAAAAACAUCUAUUGAAGAAAGAUUAUGAAAUAGACAGAAAAAGACACUCCAUUCCCAUUUUAAUGGCAGGUCUAGUCCAAAUCAUUACCUAAAGGACAAAAGACUAAAUAAAUCAGUGGUUUUAAAUCUAGCUACAUACUGGAAUCAGCUGGGGACCUUUUAAAAAUGCAGAAGCCAAGAUUCCAUCUGAGCCUUGCUGAAUAAAGACUUCCCCUGGUCUAGAUGAGAUUAAUGUUAGCUUCCUGUCCCACUAUGACAUCUUAAAGCAAAGCUUAUGUGACUAAUGAUUUUAAAGUCAUGAUCUUUAUUAAAAAGCACUGUCUCUACUUUCAAAUUUAAUCUGUCACUCACAGUAGGUCAUUUGGCACAAUGGAGCAUCCUAUAUUUGGGGGUCAUAAAGUCAGCAACUGCUAAAACAGACCUGAGGGUGCUUCCACCCUGUCAUUACUAAAACACCGUAAUCAAAUCACUGAAUAGAUCUGAGCCUAAUUUCACUUCAUGAGACAAAACGUGACCACUAAAUAAGAAAAGGUAUGAAGCACAGGGCACCGUGCCUGGCAUUUGGGUGAUAAUUAUUGACUAAUAGUCACUGGCUUAUUAUCUCCAUUUUAACCAAAUAAACUUGCUUAUGGUAAGUUCUAGAAGGUUCAUUAGCCCCCAACCUCUUAAGCAUUUGCUCACGCCACUUAUGCCUGUUUUAGAAAUGAGCUAAAAGCACCAUUUUCCCCUCUUCUGCACAGACCAUCCUUGUUCAGAACAACUGCUUGUCAUAUCAACCCUAUUUGGUUUUUUUUCUUAUGAAAAAAUAUUCAUAUCUUAUUGUGUCAUUAAUUCCUAACCUUAUCUCCCCUCCCCUAAAAAUUUAUGUGCUCCUGGCAAGAGGUAUUCUUUCAUUUAUGAGCAUCCCAAGAGGAUUCAGACAUGACAGUUCAAUUGUACUAUCUUUCAACAGGAAUAAAGUUUCUAGCAUUUCUGUGUGGAUACGAGAAUCAAGCAAUGAACGAACAUGUUCACAGUUCUUAUUUCUAGCCUUCUACCAGCUAAGAAUUUUACUACUGAUUUUUUAAAACUGUGAUAAAAUAUUUGUAAAAGAAAAUUUACCAUCUCAACCAUUUUUAAGUAUACAGUAACAUUAAAUAAAUUCAUAUUGUACAACUGUCAACCACCAUUCAUCAAAAAAAAAACUCAUCUUGUAAAACUAAAACUGUACUCAAACAACUCAUUCUCCUUUCCCCAGCUCCUGACAACUACCCUUCCACUUUCUUCCUCUGAACCUGACUAUUCCAGGUAUGAACCUUAUGAAUACGAUCACACAGGAUUUAUCUUUUUGUGACUGGCUUGUUUCAGUUAGCCAAGUUAAUCCAUGAUGUCCCACAUAUCAAAAUUUCCUACUCCAGGCUGCAUACUGCAGACUUCUAUAUGGGGAAAAACAACUCUAAGAGAUGCCUGCCUUAUCAGAGUACUUUAUUAAUAUCAUUUUAAACAUUACAUAAAUACCACUUGUAUACUAGAGUAUCAAACAUUGUUCCAGUAAGAAGUCCAAGAGUACAGUAGGGAUAUUUUAAGAAAUGUGAACACUUUGGCUUCCAUUAUUACAUCAAAUGAAAUAAAAAUCAAUUUAAAGAACA
This is a messenger RNA of Marmota monax (woodchuck), 6758 nucleotides long. RefSeq names its product SET domain bifurcated histone lysine methyltransferase 2 (gene Setdb2). Gene Ontology annotation, cellular component: nucleus. The transcript is spliced from 23 exons. Gene Ontology annotation, molecular function: zinc ion binding; DNA binding; histone deacetylase binding. The record is from RefSeq and is a predicted model, not a curated record. NCBI's taxonomy places the organism in Eukaryota, Metazoa, Chordata, Mammalia, Rodentia, Sciuridae. The coding region runs from base 904 to 3888 and encodes 994 amino acids. Gene Ontology annotation, biological process: heterochromatin organization; negative regulation of gene expression.